CAGAAUAACUCGGUAUCUCAAACAGCUAACAGACUAAUGUAGUGAGACAACCAUCUACAAGUCGAUGAUAUUCCGUUGUCAUGUUCUCAACAAACACACUUUGAAACUCAAUCUCAAACUUGUUAAACUAUACCCAACAAUUACACUCUUCCAAAACAUUAACUUUUCUUCACUCUCUUCCUCUUCCAACACUUACCACCAUCCAAACCUUCUCCAACUACGCACCCUUUCCCAAAUCAAGCAAGUUCACGCUUUUGGCAUCCUCCGUGGCUUUCUCCCUCACAGUGUUUCUCUCUGUGCCUCUCUCAUUCUUCAAUAUGCCUCCUUUGGACACCCUUCAACUUCCCUUCUUCUCUUCCAACAAAGUGUUCCAUAUUCCCGCCGUGCCUUCUUGUGGAACACCCUUAUCCGUGCUAACUCCAUUGCAGGUGUUUGUGAUGGGUUUAGUACCUAUAACACCAUGGUUCGUGCUGGUGUUAGGCCUGAUGAUCACACAUACCCUUUUGUCUUAAAGGGGUGUUCUGAUUUUGUGGAGGUUAAUAAGGGUAGGGAGGUUCAUGGGGUUGUGUUCAAGCAUGGUUUCGAUGGGGAUGUCUUUGUUGGGAAUACCCUUUUGGCCUUUUAUGGUAAUUGUGGGUUUUUUGGUGAUGCCAUAAAGGUGUUUGAUGAAAUGCGUGAGAGGGAUAAGGUGUCCUGGAAUACUGUUAUCGGGAUGUGUUCUCUUCAUGGGUUUUAUGAGAAGGCACUUGCAUUUUUUGGGGGGAUGGUAGCGGCUGUGCCUGUGAUUGAACCAGAUUUGGUUACUGCUAUUAGUGUGUUGCCUGUAUGUGCAGAAACUGAGGAUGAGGUAAUGGCGAGAGUAGUGCACUGUUAUGUUUUGAAGGUUGGUUUGUUGGGCCUUGUGAAGGUUGGAAAUGCUUUGGUUGAUGUUUAUGGAAAAUGUGGGAGUGAGAAGGCUUCCAAAAAGGUUUUUGAUGAAAUUGAUGAGAAAAAUGAGGUUUCCUGGAAUGCUAUUAUUACUAGCUUUUCAUUUAGAGGGCAGUAUUUGGAUGCUUUGGAUGUAUUUAGGUUGAUGAUUGAUUCAGGAAUGAGACCAAACACUGUCACCGUGUCCAGUAUGCUACCUGUAUUAGGAGAAUUGGGACUUUUUAAAUUGGGAAUGGAAGUUCAUGGGUUUAGUUUAAGGAUGAGUAUUGAGUCUGAUGUUUUUAUUGCUAACUCAUUGAUCGAUAUGUAUGCAAAAUCAGGAUCUUCAAGUAUAGCAUCCGCUAUAUUCAACAAAAUGGGAGACAGAAACAUUGUAUCUUGGAAUGCAAUGGUUGCGAAUUGCAUGCAGAACAGACUUGAGUUUGCAGGUGUAGAAUUAGUGAGGCAAAUGCAAGCUCAUGGAGAAACCCCCAACAAUGUAACCUUCACAAAUGUUCUUCCAGCUUGUGCAAGAUUAGGUUUCCUGAAUGUUGGAAAGGAAAUUCAUGGCAGGAUAGUUCGGGUUGGGUGUGCCUUUGACUUGUUUGUCUCUAAUGCUCUGACAGACAUGUAUUCAAAAUGUGGAUGCUUAAACCUUGCUCAAAAUGUCUUUAAUAUUUCUGUUAGGGAUGCAGUUUCCUACAAUACACUAAUUAUAGGCUAUUCUCAAACAAGUAACUGCUCAGAAUCUCUACAUUUGUUUUCAGAUAUGAGACUCUCUGGCCUGAGGCCUGAUAUUGUUUCAUUCAUGGGUGUUAUAUCAGCUUGUGCAAAUCUGGCUUCCAUAAAGCAAGGCAAAGAGAUCCAUGGACUACUGGUAAGAAGGCAUUUUCACACUCAUCUUUUUGCAGCAAACUCACUCUUGGAUUUAUACACCAAGUGUGGUCGAAUAGAUCUUGCUACUAAGGUCUUUCACCGUAUCCAUGACAAGGAUGUGGCCUCUUGGAAUACCAUGAUUUUGGGCUAUGGUAUGCUGGGUGAGUUGGAAACUGCAAUCAACCUUUUUGAAGCAAUGAAGGAAGAUGGUGUGGAAUAUGAUUCAGUGUCAUUUAUUGCAGUUUUGUCUGCUUGUAGUCAUGGAGGACUAAUUGAGACAGGGAAGAAAUACUUUCAGAUGAUGCACAAUCUAAACAUUGAACCAACACAUAUGCAUUAUGCUUGCAUGGUUGAUCUUCUUGGAAGGGCUGGUCUAAUGGAAGAAGCUGCAGAGCUUAUUACAGGCCUCUCUAUUGUGCCAGAUACUAAUAUAUGGGGUGCACUGCUUGGAGCAUGCCGAAUACAUGGGAACAUAGAAUUGGGGCACUGGGCAGCCCAGCAUUUGUUUAAAUUAAAGCCUCAGCACUGUGGAUACUAUAUACUCCUUUCAAAUAUGUAUGCAGAAGCUGAAAGAUGGGAUGAGGCAAACAAAGUCAGGGAAUUGAUGAGAUCAAGGGGAGCUAAGAAAAAUCCUGGUUGCAGUUGGGUUCAAAUUGGAGAUCAGGUGCAUGCAUUUCUUGUUGGUGAGAAAAUACACAGCUUGGAUAGUGGCUUUUGGCUAUUAGAAAGUUGUUAAAUUUGUUUUGUAAGAAAAGUCUAAAAGUUGUCUUUGGAUUGAAAAUUUUAAAAAUUAUAAAAGUAAUAAUGAAAAAUGUCUAAGGUAAGAGUUGAAGUACGAGAAGAGUUAUGAAUGAUAAAUAUAAAAAGUUAAGUAUAAUAAAGAGAUUUUUAUAAAAAUGACUUAUUUGAAAAAAAAUUUAUUUAUCAUAAAAAUUAUUUAGUUAGAAUUUUACCGUAUUUUUAAAUUAUUUUUUAUUAUCUAAAUACAUAAAUUAUAGUAAUUUUGAAAUACUUUAUCAAAAUACAACAUGACCAUAAUUUUCAUAAAGCAAAUUGUUCUGAGCUUAGUGGAGUAUUUAUUUAUCCAUUAUAUUAUCCAGUUAAGGGCAUUUCUGGUUGCAUAAGCAAACCAGAUUUUGUUUUUAAAUUUGUAUAUAGUACAUUUAUCAAUUUAACAAUGUGGUGAA
This is a messenger RNA of Abrus precatorius (Indian licorice), 2969 nucleotides long. RefSeq names its product putative pentatricopeptide repeat-containing protein At1g69350, mitochondrial. The record is from RefSeq and is a predicted model, not a curated record. Gene Ontology annotation, biological process: RNA modification. NCBI's taxonomy places the organism in Eukaryota, Viridiplantae, Streptophyta, Magnoliopsida, Fabales, Fabaceae. Bases 65 to 2518 code for a protein of 817 amino acids. Gene Ontology annotation, molecular function: protein binding; RNA binding. The transcript has a single exon.